AUGCAAAAGGGCACCAAUGCCUUCAUCUUCCACUCUUCUGUAGUCUCUCGGUUAACCGGCAGAGAUGACCUCCAUUAUGUCAAGUAUCCUCAGUAUUCUCCAGAUUUUGGCCGUUUGCGCUUGCUUCCUAUCAUUGAUAACGCCGGACACCGCCUAAUCGCUAUUAUUGGUGACAUUGGAGGUGGUGCCGCCUGGGGCAUCAUGGCUCUCCUUACCAGCGUCUACUCCAAGGCCUGGGCCGCGGUGGCCAUGGCCUUUGCUUUCGUGCUUCUCUAG
Molecule: messenger RNA, 276 nt
Organism: Colletotrichum graminicola M1.001
Lineage: Eukaryota; Fungi; Ascomycota; Sordariomycetes; Glomerellales; Glomerellaceae
Exons: 1
Coding region: 1-276 (91 amino acids)
Source: RefSeq, a predicted model, not a curated record